AUGAGUGCGGAAAAUGAGGCGCUCUUCAAAUUCUCCAAUCUUCCUAUCCUUGGUGGGGGCUUCGUCUUUCUUGCUCUCCCGUGCAUCAUUACUCACGCAAUUACGAAGCACAGCCCACUGCAUGGCAUGUCCCUUGCUAUGAUGGAGCGCGCUGACAUUGAGUUCCUUGUGCUUAUAGAGGGCGUGGAUGCUCCCACAUCAGCUAAACUGCAAGCCCGACAUUCCUACUCGCCUUGUGACAUCAAGUUCAACCACCGCUUCAGCACCAUGGUCAGGCGGUCACCAAGUGGAAUCCGACGCGUGGACUUCACCAAGUUUCACGACGUCCAGCCUGUCCCAGCUACUCUUCGCCGCCCCCACUUCCUCCCCCACGCUCCCUCCUGGGAGAAUCUCCGCAACCUCUCCUCCCUCUCCUCUCUCCCCAGCGUUCUCCGCCACCCCACUGCUGUCUCAACCGACAAAUUAGGUGCCAUUAUGGGCCGAAAGGAUGCCCCUCACCCUUUCCCAGCCCCUGACGCUGCUUCUGCCUCUCAAGUCUCCUUGGCUUAUCCUCCCUCCGUUUCCGCUGCUGCUGCUGCUGCCGCUGCCGGUGACUCCACGGCUCCUGUUGCAGCUGACACGAUUCGAAAGAACUCAAGCUUCAUGAACAUUCUUUCUCUUGGGUUUGGGCCUGGGUUAGGCUGGGGAGGUGGGGUAUGGGGGAGUGGAGUGUGGGGUGGUGGAGUGUUGUGGAGCGGAGGAGCAGGCACAGGAGCAGAUGAAGGGUCAAGAGGAACAGUAGCAGCAGGAAGAGGGAGUUUAUCAGCCACUGGGAACACGGCUAGUGAUGCGGUCCGUGGAGGCAGUGUGGAUGCAAGCACGUCUGGUGUUGCUGCUGAAGACUGGGGAAGAGUCCGUGAAUGCAGAGCUACAAGUGACUCAGCAGCUGUUGGGGGAGGAGCAGGAGGAGGGCGAAGUGGUGGGCAGGGUCACAAAGGCGGAGCGAUGUUCCUGCCUCUGGCCGGCAUGGAGCAUGAAUUGUCCAUGGCCUCCCUCCCUCCAGUUUUUGAAGGCAGCUCCGGCAGCAGCAGCCCAGCCAGUGUUCCUCCAGCUGUUAUAUCAAACUCAGGUGUUUUCAACAGAUCAGGUGUGUGGAAUGCUGCUCAUGUAGGCACAUGGUCCAUGGAAGCAACAGCAGAGGCUGCAGCGAGUGGAGCUGUGGUGUUAGCUCCUGUAGCAAUCGCAGCCGCAUCAACAGCAGUCAUAGCACGAGAUGAAGAUGCAGCAGCCACGGUAGGAACAGCUGCAGGAUCAGCGGCACAAGCUCAUGCGUUCGAAGGGAGGAAGCAGAUGAGGCGUAUGGUUAAACGGGGGAGCACGGAGAGAUGGGACCGGAUUGGUGGUGGGAUGACAACGGAACAAGGGCGACUUAGCAGGCGUGUAUCAUUUGAGGUAUCACCUGUCGCCGAAUUGGUUGGCGAGGGAGGGGCACAGCAAGGGGCUGAGCCGACAGCAGGGAGGGAAUGUGCAAGCGUGGCUCCCACUGCAGCAGUGCUGGAUGGGGGGUGGUCUAGAAGGCAUGAAGACAGCAAGGAAUUGACUCAAAGAGCAGACAGGCAAGAAAUUGAGGAAAUGGGUGCUGAAACUCCCAACAAGAAGGGGCGGAGGGAGCAGAGGGAUUCAGGUGGAAGGAGGCAUGGGAGGACCUUCAGUGAACCGCCCAUUCCUGUGCCCAGCAGAAAACGAAACAGUAUUUCUAGCAGCAGCAGCAUGAGUGGAGGCAUUGGAGUUGGUGGCAGGAGGAGCAGUGGUGCAGGCAAGCAGGAGAGAAGUUCCGGUGCCUCAGGCCUGCCAGGCUGCUGGACAGAUCCAAGUCCGCUGCUGCUGAUGAACUCCUUCAGUGUGCGAUCGGCAUCACACAUGCUGGAAAUGGAUGCACUCCACAGGAUUGCUGUGGCAGAGAAGAGGGAGCAGCAGUGGCGAUCACUUGUUGUGGACCUUGCCAUCAAGGUGCAGAGCAGCAAAGCACUCCAUGCGCCUGAUGUUGAUUGCCAUCCACUCCUCAAUAGAGCCAAGGAGUUUCUAGAAAAGGCUGCGGAAGAAGAUGAUGUUAUAGUUUCGAAGAGCAAUGUGGAUUCAAUUCCUGUCCUUUCGCAAACAGAGGUGGCGAAGAGGCUUGCUGGCCACAAGCAUCCUAAUCAACAAAACUAUCGCGCGUUUUACUCGAGUGUGAUCGGUGGAAUCACGAAGGACCCAGCAGCUAUGGUAAUUCCUAUUGACGAUCACAUGGCUCACAGAGGCCACGCUGUUUUUGACACCGCCAUUAUUUGCUCAGGGGUUUUAUAUGAGCUUGAUGAGCAUGUUGACCGUUUUAUGAAGUCAGCUCGUGCGGCAAGAAUUGAACACUCAUAUUCUCGGGAAGAGCUUAAAGCUAUUAUCAUCCGGACUGUCGCUGUCAGCGGAGUUAGGGACGGCAGUACUCGAUACUGGCUCUCAGUUGGACCUGGUGGUUUCACUUUAUCCACUAAAGAGUGUCCAAGAUGUACCUUUUACGUCAUGGUAGUUGCGGAUAAUAAGUUCACAAAUCUGGAGGCUCGAGUUGACGGGGUUACAGUGGCUACGUCAAGUGUUCCAAUGAAAGCGCCAAUGUUUUCAACCAUGAAGAAUGUAAAUUACAUGCCUAAUACUCUGGUGAAGAAGGAGGCUGAAGAGAGGGGUGUGUUUGAAGGCAUUUGGAUUGAUGAGAAUGGCAACGUUGGAGAAGGUCCCAGCAUGAAUGUUGCCUUUGUUAAUGACCGAAACGAGUUUCUUGUUCCUGAGUUCAGCCGGGUAUUGGCAGGGUGUACAAUGAAGCGAGUUUUGGCACUCGCAGAAGAACUGUUGGAAAAAGAUUCAGUUCCGAGAAUAAGCAGGAUUAGCCACCGGCCAGUUUCAGAGUCUGAAGCACGACAGUGCAAGGAGAUGAUGCUUGUGGGCAGCGGGGUGUUGGUGACCCCUGUGAUUCGAUGGGAUGACCAAGUCAUUGCAAGCGGUUCUCCAGGGGCAAUUACCAUGGCUUUGCGGAAGCUGCUAGCAGCGGACCUACAUGGCGGUUAUUCUCAUAUCCAGGUCAACUAUGUGUAA
Molecule: messenger RNA, 3102 nt
Organism: Closterium sp. Naga37s-1
Lineage: Eukaryota; Viridiplantae; Streptophyta; Zygnematophyceae; Desmidiales; Closteriaceae
Source: the annotation of a GenBank genome assembly